Molecule: messenger RNA, 3192 nt
Organism: Bursaphelenchus xylophilus (pine wood nematode)
Lineage: Eukaryota; Metazoa; Nematoda; Chromadorea; Rhabditida; Aphelenchoididae
Source: the annotation of a GenBank genome assembly
AUGGUAUCCUAUAACACAUUUGUGGAGAGUAGAAAACAGAUUGGUUCGUAUUUUGUCUCAUUUUUUUAUUUUUCCCAAAAUUUUUUUUAUUUUUUUUCAAAAUUUUGUUAAAAAAUCUCAAAAAUCAUCGUAUUUUAGGUCGAAUGCGAGACGCGAGGACAUUCACCGUGGUCCUGGUGGUCCUGUACGGGAUUCUGAAGGAGUUCCGACCCUCCACUCCAUUCCUGACCCCGUUUUUGGAAGGCCCCACCAAAAAUUUCUCAGUUCAAGAGCUCUAUGGCGAAAUUUAUCCGUUCUGGACGUAUUCUUACUUGGUUUUCCUGGUAAUAACGCUAAAAUUAGGCUCUGAAAUGAAUGAAAAUGAUUUUAGAUACCGGUAUUUUUCAUUACCGACCUCCUAAAAUACAAGCCAGUGGUUGUUCUGGAAGCGGCAUCGCUGACUUUAACCUGGGGAUUGUUGGUGUUCGGGAAGACCGUAUGGCAAAUGCAGAUCAUGCAGAUUGCUUUUGGUGAGUUUACGGGAUGGAAAGGCAACUUAUUUUUUUGUAAAAUACGAUGAGGAAGUGUUCGGAUUUUUUAAGGAAAUUUGGACAGUGCAAAAAAAAUUUUUUCUUGAAAAAUCUAUUUUUUUUUUACAUAAUCUUGAAUGCGCAUUGCGCACUGUGCAAUAAAAUUCAAAAAGUUUUUUUUUGGUGUGAACAUUGAAUUCUGUUUACCAUAUGUUUCGCACUGUGCAAGCCCAAAAAAUUGCACAGUGCAAACGCAAAAAACGUUUGUCGCGACUACUGCACUGUGCAAAAUGGCAAAAAUGGGCUGCGACGACUGCACUGUGCAAACCCAAAACACUUUGCACUGUGCGAAAUCGCAAAAGCUUUUGUCGCGACGACCGCACUGUGCAAGACAAUUUUUGUUUGUUGAUUGCACUGUGCAAAAAAAGAGAGAAUUCUUUUGUGCACAGUGCAAAAUCCGGGAUUUUUUUGUCGCAACCGGUGGAUUGCACAGUGCAAAAGUAAUUGCCAGGGAAAAUUUCCACAACUCUUUAGUAAAAAAAAUUUAUUUUCAGGUAUGGCCACCUCCGCCGAAAUCGCAUACUACUCUUACUUGUACGCAGUUGUCGACAAAAGAAACUUCAAAAAAGUGACAGCUUACAUUCGAAGCGCAGUCAUGUUGGGGAAAUUCUUUGGCUACGCAGUGGCUCAAAUCAUUGUCACCUUCGACAAUGGGGCGUAUUUAUUGCUGAAUCAGGUAGAAUUUGAAAUUUUAAAAUAAUAUUACAUAUAGAUACGAAGUUUUGGGGAAAAAACUCUGUACAACGAAUUUCAAAAGGAAGAAAAAUUGUUUGUUAUAGAAGGGUUUUGUUAUAAAUUUUGAUUUUUCAGACCUUUGAAAUUUUUUGUCAUUACAGGUUGUACAGAGGCUAUGUGACAAAAAAUAUCAAAAAAAAAAUCGCAUGCUGAAGGCAAAAAAACUAUUUUCAGAUCACACUGGCCUCAGUUUCAGUGACCUUUGUCAUCUCUUUGAUCCUGCAAUUCCACAAAACCCCCGACAACACUCUAAUGCCGGACACUGUGCAGCCCCAUGACGCCGAAUUUCAUGAGACACGCGCUCAAAAAACAGUCCCAAAAAUGUCGAAAAACGUCCUCAGCGAGUUGCUCGAGGCGUUCAGAGACCCCACAGUCCUCUCGUGGUCGAUUUGGUGGGCUCUGGCGUCAUGUGGAAUGUACCAAGUGCAAAAUUAUUCGCAAAGCUUGUGGUCGCCAAUGCAUAAAGCUGGCCAGUUCAUGGGCAAUGGCGUUAUGGAGUGCAUAACGACGCUGUCGAGUAAGUUGCGGUAAAUUUGAGUAAUUGGGAAAAGCUGUGGAGACCAUGGCUUGGGACUAAAAAAUCUUUGCGUGUCCAGAAAAUGUGUCACGAUGACACCUCUUUAAAAUGUGUCAGCGGUUUAAAAAAAGGGUGUAUAUGGCUAGGAGUAUUCCCGGGAGUAAUCAUAAAAAAAUUUAAAUUCAAAACUUUUGCAAUGCACAAUUUGGAUGACGGAUUUUUUGGAAUUUCUGGAUUUUUCCGCGGGAAGAGCCUUUGCAACACCCGAAAUUUUCUGGCAUGCUCUAAGCAGUACCAUUAGCCAUAUACAGCAGUUCUUUAUACCACUUGCACAUUUUUGACGGAUGUCAUCGUGACACAUUUUUUUAAGAAACUUGGCACAAAUUUUGUAUAAUUUUUUCUAAUGUAUAUGCGUGAAUCCUAGAUUGCGCUUUGCAGAAACAACCGAGAUUUUUAUAUCGAAGGUCGGCGAAAAUUUGAGAUUUUUUGCCGAAUUUUGGCACGAAAAGUUUCACACUUAUUUCUACCGUAUAGGGUAAUGUUUCUACAGCAAAUCAAUUUUUUCCGCAAGAAACUGGCAAAGUUAUGGCUAAAAAACGUUUUUCUCACUAACCGCUCUCCACGUUUAGCGCGCCCUCUCGGCGGCAUAAAUCGUCCGAUAUCUCGGCGGCGCCUGCAAAGCGCGAGCUAAAACUUUCAGUUAUUGAUAUUUAGUCUAUGCCCGAAGUGUGUGGAAAAUUUAAAGAAAAUCUGAGCGUCGCACUUGGGGUACUUCCCUAGUUGAUCAAAAAAAAUCUGUGUCGCACUUUUGUUUCUAUUGUGAACCUUUUUACCACCAAAACAUACCGAGCAUCGUAUUUUACAUUUUUAUUUUUUAUUUCAGCCACCCUUCUCACCUUCGGCCUCCAAUACGUUAGUUUCAACUGGAAGAAGCACAGCUCCACGGUCUUCCUGACCACCUCCAUCUUCUCCUCCCUUCUGUUGGCCGGAAUGGCGUUUAUUCAAAAUAUUUUCGUCUCCUACUUCUUCUACAUCCUCAAUUCAACUCUCUAUCACGUCUUGAUCGCCGCGGCCAGCACCACAAUCGCAGCGCAACUCCAGUCCUCCAAGUAUUCGUUGAUUUUCGGCUUCAACACUUUUGUCGCGCUCUUCCUGCAGACCGCGCUAACGUUCGCUGUCGCGGACAAGCAUGGGAUGAACUUGCCGAUCAUCACUCAGUUCUAUGUUUACAGUGGGUAUUUCGCUGUGUUGGCGCUUUUGUUCGUGCCGUUUGCCAUCUUCCAGAAGCGGUUUAUUCCGGAUGAAGAUUGCGAGGAUUCGGAGGACAGUGGAGAAGAUAAAGGAACAAAUAAUGAGCUUGUUAGGAUGUAG